AUGGCAGACGUUGGAGAGAGAGAGGAAACAGGCGGCGGAGAGGAGGCUUGCGGUGAAGUCGGAGGUGAAGAUUGUGUCGUAGAUGACAGAAUAAUGGAGCUAGCAGCCGUAAUUCUGAGAGGCUACAUUAUAGAGAGGUUCAGAGCAGAAGGGAUCCAGCUGUCUCCUGAAGAGCUGGGUGGAACACCCAGUGAACUACAGGAUCAUGGGUUAAAAAAGAUGGUGGACAUGCUACUGGAGACUACUGAGGAACUAAACAGAAAUGCUGAGCUUCAACACUUAAUAAGUGAAGUCCAGGUCAAUUGUAUCCAGGAUGUGUUAAUUUCAGUGGCCAAGGAGAUAUUUACAGAUGGAAUCAACUGGGGCAGAGUGGCAUCCCUUAAUCUCCUGGCCUACACGUUUAUUCACAAAGCACACACACAGAACCAACCCCAAGUCAUGGUUAACAUUAUCAACUGGGUUCUACAGUUCAUCAGGGAAAACCUUAACUCUUGGAUCAGUCAGGAAGUAAGGAAAGCGGUCCGAAAGGUGGCAUGGUGGUGUAGCGUGACGCUCCUGGCUUCACUGGCUUGUGCUGCAGCCAUCGCAUACUGGAGGAAGCAUCGCUGA
Messenger RNA from Coregonus clupeaformis (lake whitefish), 609 nucleotides. RefSeq names its product apoptosis regulator BAX-like. The transcript has a single exon. Gene Ontology annotation, molecular function: protein homodimerization activity; channel activity; protein heterodimerization activity. The record is from RefSeq and is a predicted model, not a curated record. The coding region runs from base 1 to 609 and encodes 202 amino acids. Gene Ontology annotation, cellular component: mitochondrial outer membrane. NCBI's taxonomy places the organism in Eukaryota, Metazoa, Chordata, Actinopteri, Salmoniformes, Salmonidae. Gene Ontology annotation, biological process: positive regulation of apoptotic process; intrinsic apoptotic signaling pathway in response to DNA damage; extrinsic apoptotic signaling pathway in absence of ligand.